UCCUGUACCGCUGUCGGUAACUACGGUCGCGUUAAAUUGUAGUAAUUUUGAAGGGAAUCCAGACAACGCGCUAGUCUUUCCCCCAGGAGGCUCCGCUCUGCAGCUUCUUUGUUCAUUCAGUCUGCUCCGACCGGCUGAGUCACAGGGGGCUGAGCUAACCAGCAAACCCGCGCCGCAGCAGCAAGAAGCGGCUAGGAAAAGAGAAAAGAACAACAAAAUACAAAAGUGGCUGCUGAUGCUGAAGCGGCGGGGAAGCUGUGCGGGUUUUUUGUCUGAUUCCAGCGGGCUAACAGCCGCUGAGAAUGAGCCGGCAGGCUAACUGAGAGCUAGCGCCGGUGAGCCGCUGCCAUCAUCCGCGGAGCCGCGCUGACUCUCCCUUUCUGCUCAGCAUCCAGAUUAGCAUCCCAGGGAGGGGCAGCCCGUUAUCCCCGAGAGGAAAUACAAAGUUCUCCGUCUGCGGGCCGCCGUGAUUCCACACACGCAGCUGAAGAUGAGGAGCAGCAGCCACUUCUCCUCCAUCUAGUGCCUGAUCCACAAGCCUUCAUCACUCAGGGAGAACCCUUGGUCGUGGUCCUGGUCCUGGUCCUGGCCACCUUCCUGUGACUGUAGAAUGAAUAUGCUCAAAUCCAGCGGACUGAAAAUCCCUGGCCGCGGGCCCAAGCAUUCCAGCCCAGUGGCAAGAACCUCAGCAAGCGGAACAUCCAGCUCUGCUGUCCCAAAAGAGAGUAUUCCACUCAAGCCCACCACGCCAACGCCCACAAAGCCCUCUGAAGAAGGCGACGAUGUUCUGGGUGACUACACAGUGGGCGAACAGGUCUGGGUCAACGGUGUCAAACCAGGUGUUAUUGCCUACCUGGGGGAGACCCAGUUUGCACCAGGGCAGUGGGCCGGUGUGAUACUGAAUGACCUCGUUGGCAAAAAUGACGGUUCGGUUGGCAGCGUGCGCUACUUCGAGUGCCAACCCCUCCAAGGGAUCUUCACACGGCCCUCAAAGCUCAGUCGACAGCUGGUUGGAGAAGGAAGCGACAGCCACUCCACCGACUCAAUCACCGCUCAGAAUCAGCAAGGCGGUGGCGGUGCGCCCCCAGGCCAGCGGGUGGUCGUCCCACUCAGAGAAGGCCUGCUGACCAGUGCCGUGAAAACUGGCAACGAGUCGGGAUCCAACAUGUCUGACAGUGGUUCAGUUAAGAAAGGUGGGGAUAAGGAUCUUCGAGUUGGGGAUCGUGUUUUGGUUGGUGGAUCGAAGAUGGGAGUCAUUCGCUACAUGGGUGAGACGGACUUUGCAAAGGGUGAGUGGUGUGGGGUCGAGCUGGAUGAGCCUCUGGGGAAGAACGACGGCGCUGUAGCGGGUACAAGAUACUUUCAGUGUCUUCCCAAGUUCGGUCUGUUUGCGCCCAUCCACAAGGUGAUCCGCAUCGGCUUCCCCUCCACCAGCCCCGCCAAGGUGAAGAAGAGCAAGCGGGUGGCCAUGGGCGUUUCCUCGCUGGCCCACAGCCCCAGCAGCUCGUCCAUCAGCUCGGUCAGCUCGGUGGCGUCCUCGGUGGGCGGACGCCCCAGUCGAGCUGGGUUGCUGACUGAGACGUCGUCGCGCUACGCCCGGAAGAUCUCCGGCACCACCGCCCUCCAGGAAGCCCUGAAGGAGAAGCAGCAGCACAUCGAGCAGCUGCUUGCAGAGAGGGACCUGGAGCGAGCCGAGGUGGCCAAGGCCACCAGCCGUAUCUGCGAGGUGGAGAAGGAGCUGAGCAUGCUGAAGACCCAGCACGUGCAGUACGUGACGGAGAACGAGAGCGCGCUUCAGCAGCUCCGAGCCGUGCUGGCCAGCGCACAGAAAGACAAAAUGGAACUAGCCAAUCAGCUGGAGGAAGAGAAAAGGAAGGUUGAAGAUCUGCAGUUCAGAGUGGAAGAGGAGUCCAUCACGAAAGGCGAUCUGGAGGGAGGAAGCAAACGCCAUGCCGGCUCCACGUUGGAGCAGAGAACCAAGCAAACAACAGUCGAGGAGAAGAGUCGCAUCGUGCAGCUGGAGGAGGAGCUCAGCCUCAGGAGAGCUGAGAUCCAGAACCUCCAGGAUCAACUCAGAGGCCCCGAGGAUGACAACGCAGUGACGCCGCAGCAAAGUGAUUCCGGGUCCAGCGCCCAGCCGGGCCAGGAACACCACAGUGGGAUGAAAGGAAAGCAUGAAGCAGCGUUACGAGCGAGCCAGCAGGAGGUGGACUCACUGAAGACUGUGGUGGACAAGCAGAACCAGGAGAUUUAUUACAUGAAACGGAAACUCCAGCAGGCCACGAAGGAAAACAUGGAGAUGAUGGACACCUGGAAGGCUAAAUUUGACACUCUGGUGAGUGACCAUCAGCACUCAUUGGAGGAACUGAAAGUCACAUUGAGUAGAGACCGCGGUGCCCCAGCAGGCCAGGAGGAGGACGCACAGGAGCUGAGAGCCGCUCUGGAGAGCCUAAAGAUGGAGCACCAACUGGAGGUGGAGAACCUCAAGGCCAAACACAAGAUUGAAGCCGCUAUUCUGACCAAGGAGCGCGAGGACCUCUGCGGCCGUCUGCAGGAGGCCACAGAUCAGCUGGCAGAGGGCAGCCAGACAUGGAGGACUGACGCCGAGGCCAAAAGCAGCAAACAGGCCCUGGAGGAGGUUGCUGAGAAGCUACAGAAGGCGGAACAGAGGCUGGCGGAGGUGGAGAAGCUUCACGUGGAGCGUGACCAUAGUGCCAAGGAGCUGAGAGAGCAGCUGGAGCUGUCGGAGAAGAAGAUGAUGGACUACCAGGCUCUGCAGAAGGCCCAGGCAAAGAGUCAGGAGGAGAUCCAAAAACUGGAGGAGGAGCUGAGGGUGACGACAAACCAGCUCCAGGCCAUCCAGGCAGACCGCUACACCUCACACGAUGCAAACGUUAUAGAAGACAAUGAAAUUUCAGAUGAAAAGAUGAAGCUCAAACAGAACAUUGAAGAAACAAUGGAGAGGUUGCUGAAAAGAGAAAAAGAGGUUUCUACUCUGACUUCCCAGGUUGAAGCACAUAGAUCGCAGACCAGCGCACUGGAGGCUAAAAUUCGUUUGUGGGAGAAGAAAGCGGAAGCAUUGAGUCGGGAGAACAUGCGUCUGGAGACGGAGCUGGAGUCUCUGACCAAGAAGUCCCAUGAUGCCUCUGGGCAGCUGGUCAGCAUCAGCCAGGAGCUGCUGAAGAAAGAGAGGAGUCUGAACGAGCUCAGGGUGCUGCUGCUGGAGUCCCAUCGGCAUUCGCGUGACCUGGAGAAAGACCUGAGCCGAGACGUGCACAAGGCCGAGUGGAAGGUCAAAGAGCAGAAACUCCAGGAGGACAUCAAGACGCUGAGAGAAAAGCUGCUGCUUCUGGGCCGGGAGCGCGCUUCUCCGGACCAUCGAAGGUACUCCAUGCUGGAUCCAUCGGCCCUUGACUCGGAGGUGAACCGGCUGCGUCAACGGCUUCUCAGCACUGAGGACACCCUGAGGAACGCCUUAGAACACAACCAGCAAGUCGACCAGCUGGUCCAGGCCAUGCGCUGGCAUCCCGAGAAGAGUCCGGUGCACGGUGCAAAUUCAGCCAAUGGGAUUCACCACCAGGAGUCAGACAGAACCCAAGACGAACAACACUGAUACAAGGUGGAGACAAACAGGAAGAGCAGACUCUCAACAGGGAAAAGGGAAAAUAAACCGAUCUAACAAUGGACUCCUGGAAGAAAAUUUGACUUUAUUAGUUCAAACCAAAACUGUGAAUCUCAAGUGAAUUCAUGUGUUGAUGCAGAAGACACCUGUUAGCCAUGUGCAAAGAUGUACUUGAAAACACAGAGACGACUGGAACAUCUUCCAAGGCUUUACCCUAGUUAGCAAGUUUGGAUCCACAGGUUUUUGGGAACUGUUUGAGAAUUCCAACUUCAGAAAAAUGGCAGAUGGACAAUGUGGAUGAUGAAAGAUCGGGAUCUCACUCGCCUAUAUUUGUUUUAUUUAUUAUUUUGUUGUGGCUUCUCAGCUUUGUAACUUUUUUCCUGCAGUGGAAAUGCUAUGCCACUCAGAGGAACAGCGAAAGCUUUUAGGGGCCGCGACCGAAAUUCUGAGGAGACGUCUCAGUGGAUCAUACGAGUUUGUCCCACGUUCCCGCGGAUAUUCUGUAGAGAUAAGUAACGAUUAACGAGUAGCGUUUAUCGCAGUCAUUUCAAACUUGCGUUACCCAAAGGCGAUGCUUUCAAAGACUAAAAGCCUUUUUAUGCUUCUGCUACUCGGUUACUCUGUGGCCACGCAAUCGCUUCGAUGCAGUCGUGAACCUUUUGAAGCUGUCCGUCGGGAUUGGUGUGUGUCACAAUGCAAUUACCGCCAGAACAGCAGGGGGCGUGAUGUUUUCGUGAAGGCUGGCCUGCUCUCCUUGUGAAACUGGAAAAGUGAGAUUCCGGAAAUAAUGUACUUAGCAGACCAAUCACAGCCCGCGUGGUCCCCAUGUGAUCUCACUCGUCUCGACAAGUAGCUACAAUUUUUGGGAGGUGCAUGUCAGGCUACAGAGAGGGGCUCGGAGGAGGUUUGCAUUGACGUAGAGGGCUCUGCAAGGCUAUGGAGUUGCAGAUACGGAGUAAGCUAAAUUGGCCUUAAUAAUUUGGCGCUUCUUGAGCUCAUCCAAAGUAUCGCAUCUGGAUGCUAAUCAGGACGCUUGACGAUGGAGCACAUCAGUCUUACAAACUUGGACACUUUUAUAAAGUCAAUGUUCAUACUAAAGUUUGGCAUCAAGCCACGAUUUAUCGUUGCUAAGUGGGUCCUGUCUUUAGCUGGGUUUUUAAUUUGACAAAUCCAAAAGAUGUGAUUAGCGCUGACAGGAAA
Thalassophryne amazonica is the source of this 4822-nucleotide messenger RNA. It is a transcript of the gene clip2, whose product is annotated as CAP-GLY domain containing linker protein 2. The coding region runs from base 611 to 3613 and encodes 1000 amino acids. NCBI's taxonomy places the organism in Eukaryota, Metazoa, Chordata, Actinopteri, Batrachoidiformes, Batrachoididae. Gene Ontology annotation, biological process: cytoplasmic microtubule organization. Gene Ontology annotation, cellular component: cytoplasm; microtubule plus-end; nucleus. The transcript is spliced from 18 exons. The record is from RefSeq and is a predicted model, not a curated record. Gene Ontology annotation, molecular function: microtubule plus-end binding.